CUCGAAAAAAGAAGAAGAGGGAAGAACCAAAACAAAAAAAUUUAGCCACCAUUCCCAUGGCGGUCCUCUUUUUCAAUCGCCAUCUCUUCCAAUCAUCUUCUUAGGUUCAUCGUCGUCUCAGACUUUGUCUGCUAAUGGACACUCUCUCCCUCGGACUCCCCAUAUUCAGAACCCUCUAAGGAGGGAUUUUGCGUCUUAGUUGUAAACGAAUUCGCUUUAGCCUCAAAUUCCCAUCUGGGUUUGUUUAGUUUAUCAUUACCCUGCUGCCUUUUGAUUCGUUUUCUCAGAAUGAUUUUGUCGGGAUGUUUUUUUUUAUUCCUGAUGAUGUAUCAAUUGGAUAUGGGGAAACCGAAGGAUUUGGUUCGUUGAAAACCGAGGAACCUGGGAGUUGCUUUCUGGGUUGGUUUCAAAAUUUUGGUUUGUAUUAGGAUUGCGUGAUUUUGUUGUGGUGUGUGAUUAGAAAUUCAAUGUUUGAGCAAGACUAAGAACUGCUGCAUCGAUUAGUGACGUUCAAAUAUCAGACUGCAAACAGAUGGAUAGCCCUUUAACGUCGAUCUCAGCCCCUAAUUCCUCACCUGUCUCGAAUCCUGGUUCGAAUGAUGAAAACCCGCGUGUUAAAUUCCUGUGCAGCUUCUUGGGAAGUAUAAUGCCUCGCCCCCAAGAUGGCAAGCUUCGUUAUGUUGGGGGAGAGACAAGGAUUGUGAGUGCUCCAAGGGAUAUUACAUAUGAGGAGUUGAUGGUUAAGAUGAGGGAACUUUAUGAUGGGGCUGCAGUGUUGAAGUACCAGCAACCAGAUGAGGAUCUUGAUGCUCUUGUGUCUGUUGUCAAUGAUGAUGAUGUGAUUAACAUGAUGGAAGAGUAUGAUAAGGUGGGUUCCGGUGACGGAUUCACUAGGCUCAGGAUAUUCUUGUUUUCAAAUCCGGAACAAGAAUGUUCCUUGCCUUUUGUGGAUGGGGAUGAGAGGGAUACUGAGAGGCGAUAUGUAGAUGCUCUUAAUAAUUCGAAUGACAUGAAUGAUUUUGUUCGACAACAGAUGCCAGAUUCCCCUGUAAUUAGUGGCAUAGAUGAUGUGCACGGGAUAGAACAUUUUUUGAACCCACUGAAUAUUGAAGGUAGUCUUCACACCCAGAGGAGUUGUGAGCCCUUGUCACAAUAUCAGCUGCAUCAGCUCGCAGUCCCUUAUAUUGGUUCUGGGCAGCAACAACAAUCUGUGGCUCAAAGGUAUAGUGAAAUGGAAGCUCCGUGGAGUCCUGCUUUCGUUUCACCCAGGCAUCCUGGUAUGUAUGAUCCAAGACCAGUGGGAGAAUAUCCAUCUUCUCCAUCUGCAUGGUACCGUCUGCCAUUCCCUGAUUUUCCAGAUAAAUACUUUGAAAGAAUGCCUGAAGACUACGCCAGGGAGCAAAUGAAUCACCAGUAUAUGUAUGAACAUCAACCACAAUCUAACGAGAACAUUGUCUGGCUGCCAAAUGGACCUAUUAGUGAAAAGUCAGGGUUCCCUGGUAAUAUAUUACACGGACAUGGUGUUCCUGAUGGGAAUAGUUCUUGUGAACACUGUCGAUCAAAUUAUCAUCGGUAUCAAACACACCUGGAGCAAGCUAAUAUGUUAAAUGGACUUCCUCAUGAAUACUCUCAGAAUAGGGAGGCAUUGAUGCAAAAGGCUGACACGAAGUUCCAUCAUGGUAUUUUCCCAAAUGAGCAGAAUAUUAAUGAUCCUCGAUCUGCUUAUAACGAGGCACCACCCCAUGAGAGAGGAUGGAUUAUGCAACACCAGAUGAGCGUGCGGGGGGAUGACACGAGAACAUAUGUUUCUGGGGCUGGACGAUUGAAUGAUCACUACAUUGUGGAUGGCUCUGGCUCAAAUUUUCCUCCUACACAAGGUAAUAUAACUGAUGGCUACCAAGCUUCCAUGAAUUUUCAUGAUGAGGUAUUUCGUGACCAAGUUGUGCCUAGUGGGCAACAUAUGUGUGUUCCUCCUCCUGAAGAUCGUGGUGUUGGUUAUAUGAAUAUGCCUUAUGGAUAUGGAGCAGAUCCUCAAUAUCCUCCGGUGGCACACAGGCAUAUGCCUGGAAAUGCUGCCUGGCGAAAUGUUCAGAACCCGUCACAUGUUGCUCCUCCUUAUGAAGCAUCUGUUUCCAUUCAGCAAGGGAAUGUGACUGUUAAUCCAGGAUAUAUCAGAGCCAUGCAGGAGGGUAAUCCCCGCAUUCAUAUUGGUACGGACCAUCAAAAUCCUUGGCAUGAAUCCUCACAGAAAAUGUUGGGUAUUGAGGGAGCAACUGGUUCAGAGCAUUUACCUGCACUUGUUUUGAAGACCAGUUCGACCAUGGUUGGCCAUGACAAUCAACAAUUCACAAAUUUAGAACAUAUCCAACCACAUCUAGAUAAGAUAAACCUCGCCGCUUCUCCUUUGCAGAGAUCAGAUUCAUCUUCAGCAUUUAUUCAUGAAAAAAUGGUUUCACCUUUUAAUCCUAGCCAAAAUCCACAACCGAGGACUGUUAGUGUGAUUAAUGAAGCUAUGAUGAUGGAAAGGAAAAUUGUGCCUGGGGAAGGAAACGAACACAUGAUAACUGAUAUGGGGGAAGCUGACAUUUCUGAAGCACGCGUUGUAUCUCAUCCAGAGCAGAAUAACACUGAUGACACAUAUUCUGAGGUUGCACCCCCUGAAUCGUUAAAUUCAAUUUGCACAAACACUCCAGUAGAUAAUGGUGAUGACUUGAAAUCUGCUGUAGAGACUCUUGAAAAUCCAAAACUAUCUGUCAGCCGUCUGAGUUUCUUACCUGAGUUGAUUGCAUCUGUGAAAAGAGCAGCAUUAGAAGUAUCUGAAGAGGCAAUGGUUGAAGAAACCGCUCUAAGGAGACCUGAUUCAAUAGGGAAAAAAGAGACAGCUAAUGAGCUAGGCUCCUUGAAUGCCCAUGGGGAACCUGAGUUGGAAACUGGGAGUGAGAAUCAAAGCUCCACAAUUGAGCCAACAAAGGCUGAAGAAGAAGCCAUUUCAAGAGGAUUACAAACGAUUAACAAUGAUGAUCUGGAGGAGAUUCGUGAACUAGGGUCUGGGACUUAUGGUGCUGUUUAUCAUGGGAAAUGGAGAGGUUCUGAUGUUGCAAUAAAGAGGAUAAAAGCUAGCUGUUUUGCUGGACGACCCUCAGAAAGGGAACGUCUGAUUGCAGAUUUCUGGAAGGAAGCUUUGAUAUUAAGUUCCUUACACCAUCCAAAUGUUGUUUCCUUCUAUGGCAUUGUUCGUGAUGGUCCUGAUGGUUCCUUAGCAACAGUGACAGAAUUCAUGGUAAAUGGAUCGUUGAAACAGUUUUUGCACAAGAAGGACAGGACAAUUGAUCGUCGUAAGAGACUAAUUAUAGCCAUGGAUGCUGCAUUUGGGAUGGAAUAUUUGCAUGGGAAGAAUAUUGUACAUUUUGAUUUGAAAUGCGAAAACCUUUUGGUGAAUAUGAGAGAUCCUCAGAGGCCUGUUUGCAAGAUCGGUGAUUUGGGAUUGUCGAAGGUGAGACAACACACGUUAGUAUCGGGAGGGGUUCGUGGAACUUUACCCUGGAUGGCACCCGAGCUUCUUAGUGGGAAAAGUAACAUGGUGACAGAGAAGAUCGAUGUUUACUCAUUUGGGAUUGUUAUGUGGGAAGUACUCACGGGAGAUGAACCGUAUUCAGAUAUGCAUUGUGCUUCUAUAAUCGGAGGAAUUGUAAACAAUUGUUUACGUCCAGAAAUCCCGACAUGGUGCGACCCGGAAUGGAAGGCUUUAAUGUCAAGCUGCUGGGACUCAGACCCAGCUAUGAGACCAUCAUUUUCAGAAAUUUCUCAGAAGCUAAGGAAUAUGGCAGCUGCAAUGAAUGUGAAAUAGUACUAAAUCUUGGUUACAACCCAUCCACUAUUCCAUUCAUAUGCUAAGCCAAAAAUUGGAAAAAGACAUUAAAAAAACAAAACAUGAAGCAUAGUUUUUGCAACUUUAUGGCCACCUGCUGAUGAUUCUCAAAGUAUAAGAAGGCUAUUAGAUGCGAUGUCAUUCUCUUGUGGAAUCCUUUUCGUGUUCUAUACACUGCAUUGCUGGGAGACUACAAGUACAGAUAUGAAGGAGAUCCAUGAUAGGCAAUGGGAAUGACUUCACCUGGGAUUUUGGCGUUGGAAGCAUACGCCAUACGGUACGAUACGGUACAUUUGCCAUGAUUUUCUGGAAGACCUGUUUUCUGAAAUUUUUGUUUUUCAUCUGUGUGUUGGGAGUAUAUGUAAAUAGGGUGGGGAGAAGGAAAGGGAGUGAUGAUACUGCAACAAGCCUACAAUGUACUUCCAUAUCUGAGAUGAAAUUGAAUUGAAGUUAUUAUACAUAUAAAUUUUGAGAAGAAAAGAUGUUGGUUUGGGUGAA
Molecule: messenger RNA, 4366 nt
Organism: Cucurbita maxima (winter squash)
Lineage: Eukaryota; Viridiplantae; Streptophyta; Magnoliopsida; Cucurbitales; Cucurbitaceae
Exons: 10
Coding region: 533-3847 (1104 amino acids)
Biological process (GO): signal transduction; protein phosphorylation
Cellular component (GO): cytoplasm
Molecular function (GO): protein kinase activity; protein binding; ATP binding
Source: RefSeq, a predicted model, not a curated record